CGCAUCCCCCCGCCUCCGGCCGGCACCGCGCACCCCCCCGCGCCCCGCUCCGCGCCCCGCCGCGCACCAUGGCCCUGCUGCUGCAGCUCCGCACCGCCUCCGGCCUCCGCGGCAGAGCCGACCGCAUCGCCAAAGCGGCUUUCCGAGGGCUCUCCUUCUACACCCGAGUGCUUGAGAACUGCGAGGACGAGGCCAGGUUUGACGAGACCUUCCGCUGGCCGGUGGCAAGCAAUAUCGAUGGGAAUGAGAUCCUGGAGAUCCAGGUGUUCAACUACAGCAAAGUCUUCACCAACAGGCUCAUUGGCACAUUCCGGAUGGUCCUGCAAAAGGUGGUGGAGGAAGGGCAGGUAGAGGUGACGGACACACUCAUAGACGACAAUAAUUCAGCCAUUCAGACCAGCAUCUCCAUAGAGAUCAGGUACCAGGCUCUGGACGGGACGGUGGGCACCUGGAAUGACAAGGAGUUCCUGGAGACCCCCAGCGUCCACUCAGAGGGGGAUGGCAGGUACCCUCUAGAGACAGACAGCCUCCUCUCCGGCCACCGGCAGGGCUCGGACAUCUCCCCGGGCAAAUCCAACCAGCAGUCUGCAGAGAGGAGCUUCAGAAGAGCCGGGAAAGGAGUUUUUUCAGCCAUGAAGCUUGGCAAGACACGUCCAUCAAAGGAUGACCAUCGGAAGCAAGAUGAACCCGCUGUUUUGGAGGCGGAAGACCUGGACCGAAAAGCCGUGAGACAGGGAUGUGGACUGGAGCCAGACACCAUCUCCUUGGCCUCCGUCACAGCCGUCACCACCAAUGUCUCGAAUAAGAGGUCCAAGCCUGACAUCAAAAUGGAGCCGAGUGCUGGGAGGCCAAUGGAUUACCAGGUCAGCGUCACCAUCAUCGAGGCCCGGCAGCUGGUUGGGCUCAACAUGGACCCCGUGGUCUGCGUGGAGGUCGGAGAGGAGAAGAAAUACACGUCCAUGAAGGAAUCGACCAAUUGCCCUUACUACAACGAGUACUUCGUCUUCGAUUUCCACGUCCCCCCAGAUGUCAUGUUCGACAAGAUCAUCAAGCUGUCCGUGAUCCACUCAAAAAACCUCCUGCGGAGUGGCACUUUGGUAGGGUCCUUCAAGAUGGACGUUGGGACUGUUUAUACUCAGCCUGAGCACCAGUUCUACCACAAAUGGGCCAUCCUUUCUGACCCCGAGGAUCUCACCGCCGGGCUGAAAGGUUACCUGAAGUGUGACAUCGCUGUGGUAGGGAAAGGGGACAACAUCAAGACGCCACACAAAGCCAAUGAGACGGACGAGGAUGAUAUCGAAGGGAACCUCCUCCUCCCGGACGGGGUCCCUCCGGAGAGGCAGUGGGCUCGUUUCUACAUCAAGAUCUAUCGAGCAGAGGGGCUGCCCCGUAUGAACGCCAGCAUCAUGGCCAAUGUGAAGAAGGCUCUCAUUGGGGAGAACAAGGACUUGGUGGAUCCCUACGUGCAGGUGGUCUUUGCAGGGCAGAAGGGGAAGACAUCUGUACAGAAAAGCAGCUAUGAGCCUCUCUGGAACGAGCAAAUAGUCUUCACGGAAAUGUUCCCCCCAUUGUGCAAGCGGAUAAAGAUCCAGAUCCGAGACUCAGACAAAGUCAAUGAUGUGGCCAUUGGUACCCAUUUCAUUGAUUUGCGGAAGAUCUCUAAUGAAGGAGACAAAGGCUUCCUGCCCACCUUUGGCCCCGCGUGGGUGAACAUGUACGGCUCCACUCGGAACUACACCCUGAUGGACGAGCACCAAGAGCUAAACGAGGGUCUGGGUGAAGGCGUCUCCUUCCGGGCCAGGCUUUUGAUGAGUCUUGCUGUGGAGAUCUUGGACACCACCAACCCGGAGAUCAACAGCUCCACCGAGGUGCAAGUCGAGCAGGCUCCAUCAGUUGCUGAUAACUGCACUGGGAAGAUGGAGGAGUUCUUUCUCUUUGGAGCCUUCCUGGAGGCUACUAUGAUCGACAGGAAGAUUGGCGACAAACCCAUCAACUUCGAGGUCACAAUAGGUAACUAUGGGAACCAGAUCGAUGGCAUGACCAAACCCACGCUACGGAGGAAGAAAGAGGGAGGGGAUGGGCAGGAGGAGGAGUCCGAGCUGCUCCAGAACUCAAGUGAGGAUGAAGGUGAUGAGGAUGGAGAGCUGGUCUCUGUUUCCUCAUCUCAACCCGUGAAGCCCCUGGUCACAGACAGGAACUACUUCCACCUGCCGUACUUUGAGAAGAAGCCCUGCAUCUACAUCAAGAGCUGGUGGCAGGACCAGCGCCGCAGAUUGUAUAACGCCAACAUCAUGGACAAGAUUGCGGACAAGCUGGAGGAAGGGCUCAACGACGUGCAGGAAAUGAUCAAAACGGAGAAGCCGCAUCCGGAGCGCCGGCUCCGAGGGGUCCUGGAGGAGCUGAGCAGUGGGUGCUUGCGCUUCGUGACGUUGGCUGACAAGGACCAGCACCACUCUUCCCGCACGAGGCUGGACCGGGAGAGGCUCAAGUCCUGCAUGCGGGAGCUGGAGAACAUGGGGCAGCAAGCCACGACUCUGCGGUCGCAGGUGAAGAAGAACACCAUGAAAGACAAGCUGAAGCUGGCGCAAAACUUCUUGCAGAAACUCCGGUUCUUGGCGGACGAGCCCCAGCACACUAUUCCCGACAUCUUCAUCUGGAUGAUGAGCAACAACAAGCGCAUUGCCUACGCCCGCGUCCCUUCCAAGGAUAUCCUCUACUCCAUUGUGGAUGAGGAGAUGGGCAAGGACUGCGCCAAAGUGAAGACCCUCUUCCUCAAGCUACCUGGGAAGAGAGGGUUUGGACCUGCUGGCUGGACAGUUCAGGCCAAGAUGGAGAUGUACUUGUGGCUGGGCCUCAACAAACAGCGCAAAGACUUCCUGAGUGGCCUGCCCUGUGGCUUCGAGGAGAAGAAGACAGCCAGAGGCCAAAACCUGCCGUCCUUCCCCCCCAUCAGCCUCCUUUACACCAAGAAGCAGGUGUUCCAGCUGCGGGCCCACAUGUACCAAGCCAGGAGUUUAUUUGCAGCCGACAGCAGUGGCCUUUCGGACCCCUUUGCACGAGUCUUCUUCAUCUCCCAGAGCCAAUGCACCGAGGUUCUCAAUGAGACCCUUUGCCCGACCUGGGACCAGCUGCUGGUCUUCGACAAUGUGGAGCUGUAUGGAGAAGCCCAUGAGAUGCGGGAUGACCCUCCCAUAAUUGUCAUUGAGAUCUAUGACCAGGACACGGUGGGCAAAGCUGACUUCAUGGGCCGCACCUUUGCCAAACCGGUGGUGAAGAUGUCAGAUGAGCACUACUGCCCCCCGCGCUUCCCCCCGCAGCUGGAGUACUACCAGAUCUACCGCGGCAACUCCACAGCAGGUGACCUCCUGGCUGCCUUCGAGCUGCUCCAGAUUGGCCCUGGGGGCAAGUCAGACCUGCCCCCAAUCGACGGCCCCACGGACAUGGACAGGGGCCCCAUCCUGCCGGUGCCACUGGGGAUUCGGCCGGUGCUGAGUAAAUACAGAGUGGAGAUCUUGUUUUGGGGGCUCAGGGAUCUGAAGAGAGUGAACCUGGCCCAGGUGGACCGGCCCCGUGUGGACAUUGAGUGUGCUGGGAAGGGCGUCCAGUCAUCCCUCAUCCAGAACUACAAGAAAAACCCCAACUUCUGCACUUUAGUCAAGUGGUUCGAAGUGGACCUCCCGGAGAAUGAGCUGCUCCAUCCACCCCUCAACAUCCGGGUGGUGGACUGCCGGGCUUUCGGGCGUUACACCCUGGUGGGGUCCCACGCCGUCAGCUCCCUCCGAAAGUUCAUCUACCGCCCACCAGAUAAGAAAGCCCAGCACUGGAAUAUGACAGCUAAACACCUCAACGGCUAUCUGGCAAUGGCCAACGGGGCCCAUCGCUCUCGCCCCACAGGGGAGAUCGUGGUCAAUAUGGAACCUGAGGUUCCCAUCAAGAAGAUGGAGACGAUGGUGAAGCUGGAAGCUAACUCGGAUGCAGUGGUGAAGGUGGACGUGUCUGAGGAAGAGAAGGAGAAAAAGAAGAAGAAGAAGAAAGGAGGAGGAGGAGGAGAGGAAGUAGAAGAGGAGGAGCCGGACGAGAGCAUGCUGGACUGGUGGUCCAAGUAUUUUGCUUCAAUUGAGACUAUGAAGGAGCAACUCCGGCAGCAGGAAGCGGCCGCAGCAGAGGCGGAGGAGAAGGAAGAAAUGGAGAUUGCAGAGGAAAUCAAACUUGAUGACUCUCCCAUGAAAGGCUCCAAGGGUCAGGGGAAGAACAAGGAGAAGUCCAAGGCACCUAAGGACGAUAAGAAAAAGAAGCAACAGUCAGCCCCUGAGCUUCCUGAGAAGAAGAACAAGCAGAAGAUUGAUGAACUGAAGGUCUUCAACAAAGAGCUGGAAACAGAGUUUGAUAACUUUGAGGACUGGCUGCACACCUUCAACCUGCUCCGUGGGAAGACUGGGGACAACGACGACAACGCAACGGAAGAGGAGCGGAUAGUGGGGAGGUUCAAAGGCUCCAUGUGUGUCUACAAAGUGCCGCUCCCUGAUGAUAUCACCAAGGAGGCAGGAUACGACCCCAACUUCGGCAUGUUCCAGGGGAUCCCCAGCAACGACCCCAUCAACGUGCUGGUCCGAGUCUACAUUGUGCGGGCCACGGACCUUCACCCAGCUGACAUCAAUGGGAAAGCCGACCCCUACAUUGCCAUCAAGCUGGGGAAGACGGACAUCAAAGACAAGGAGAACUACAUCUCCAAGCAGUUGAACCCUGUCUUUGGAAAAUCCUUUGACAUCGAGGCCACCUUCCCCAUGGAGUCCAUGCUGACAGUGGCGGUGUACGACUGGGACUUGGUGGGGACCGACGACCUCAUUGGAGAGACCAAGAUUGACCUGGAGAACCGCUACUACAGCAAGCACCGAGCUACUUGUGGGGUGUCGCAGACUUACUCCAUACACGGUUAUAACACCUGGCGUGACCCCAUGAAGCCCUCCCAAAUCCUGUCCAAGCUGUGCAAAGAGGGCAAGGUGGAUGGGCCGCACUUUGGGCCAGGAGGAAGAGUGAAAGUUGCCAACAGAGUCUUCACCGGCCCCACGGAGAUUGAGGAUGAAAAUGGUCAGAAGAAGCAGACAGACGAACACCUGGCCCUGACCGUGCUGCGCCACUGGGAGGACAUCCCACGGGCAGGCUGCAAGCUGGUCCCCGAGCACGUGGAGACACGUCCGCUGCUGAACCCCGACAAGCCGGGCAUUGAGCAGGGUCGCCUGGAGAUGUGGGUGGACAUGUUCCCCAUGGACAUGCCAGCGCCCGGCCCUGCCAUUGAUAUUUCCCCCAGGAAACCAAAGAAAUAUGAGCUUAGAGUCAUAGUGUGGAACACAGACGAGGUCAUCCUGGAGGACGAUGACUACUUCACUGGCGAGAAAUCCAGUGACAUUUUUGUCAGGGGGUGGCUGAAGGGUCAGCAGGAGGACAAGCAAGACACAGAUGUCCAUUACCACUCCCUCACCGGUGAAGGCAACUUCAACUGGCGCUACAUCUUCCCCUUUGACUACCUGAUGGCGGAGGAGAAGAUCGUCAUCUCCAAGAAGGAGUCCAUGUUCUCCUGGGAUGAGACCGAGUACAAGAUCCCAGCUCGCCUCACCCUGCAAGUCUGGGAUGCUGACCACUUCUCGGCCGAUGAUUUCCUUGGGGCCAUCGAGCUGGACCUGAACCGCUUCCCCCGGGGAGCCAAGACAUCGAAACAGUGCAGCCUGGAGAUGGUGACAAACGAGGCAGAGCUGCCCAUGGUCUCCAUCUUCAAGCAGAAGCGGGUGAAGGGCUGGUGGCCAUUCGUGGCCAGAGAUGAGAAUGAUGAGCUGGAGAUCACGGGGAAAGUCGAGGCUGAACUGCACCUUCUGACGGCAGAGGAGGCAGAGAAAUCCCCCGCAGGGCUGGCUCGCAAUGAGCCCGAUCCACUGGAGAAACCCAACCGCCCGGACACGUCCUUCAUCUGGUUCCUGAACCCACUCAAGUCCAUCAAAUACCUCAUCUGCACACGCUACAAGUGGCUCAUCAUCAAAAUCGUGCUGGCCCUGUUGCUCCUCAUCAUGAUCGCCCUCUUCCUCUACAGCAUGCCAGGCUACAUGGUCAAGAAGCUGCUGGGAGCAUGAAGCAUGGGAGGUUUCCCCCAUGUCCCCAUUCCCGCGGCACAACCUCCCCCGGCCCCAUGCCCUUCUCUUUCCCACCUCGGGGGCCAUCUCCCUGCUGCUGCUGGCCCUCCGCUUUUGCAUUCCUCCUCUGUGGGUCCCGUUUGUGGUUUGAGUCCCAGAGAAAUGGGGCUGGAGGAUGGUAUCGAUCCCGAGGCUGUGCAUCCUUUACCGGGGCUGGUGGAGGUGCCCAGCUGGCUACUGCUGGGCAACCAGAGCUGCCACUGGGGCCAAGGCUCGUUGGAGGGACGUUCAGAAAGAAGGAUGAAGCGGGGACCUGGGAUGGCUGGGGACAUGCAAGCCCCACCGGUGCGGGGACAGCAGAGAGCGGCCCCAACGCCUGUCCCUGCUGCCAGCACUGUCCCUGCUCCACUCAUGGCUCUGGAGGUCACUGUCCCCCCAUGUCACCGUGGGGGACAGCGAGUCCUGUGCCCCAGCGACCACCAAGGCCCUGCAGAGAGCCCUGGGGCUCUUCCCUCCCCGUGGCUCCGGCAGAGGCAGGGGGGCGUCCAGCAGCUCAAACACCUCCCGCAGGUGACCGACCCAGAGGUGGUGGUGGCUGGACAUCCCCGGGGGCUCACAGGGAGCCAGGGUCCCCAGCACAGCGUGAGCUCCCUGUGGCCUUCUGGAUUCUUGGUUUAUGCUGCUUGGAUUGAUCUGUGUUGCGGCUGGAGUCUUUCUUGCCGUGUGUAUUAGGGAAGGGCUCUUUUCUCAGCUGGCUGCAAGGUUCAGCUGCGGAAAAGCCACCUUUCCCAGCUUCCGGCGUGCAAGGCCCUCACUGAGUAACUGAGGAGAUCUUGGGGAAGUUUUCAGGAUACUACUGUUUUAAUCAGUCAA
Messenger RNA from Chroicocephalus ridibundus (black-headed gull), 6995 nucleotides. RefSeq names its product otoferlin (gene OTOF). Gene Ontology annotation, cellular component: presynaptic active zone membrane; synaptic vesicle membrane. Gene Ontology annotation, biological process: plasma membrane organization; synaptic vesicle priming. The record is from RefSeq and is a predicted model, not a curated record. Bases 69 to 6122 code for a protein of 2017 amino acids. The transcript is spliced from 46 exons. Gene Ontology annotation, molecular function: calcium ion binding; AP-2 adaptor complex binding. Lineage: Eukaryota; Metazoa; Chordata; Aves; Charadriiformes; Laridae.